This is a messenger RNA of Rhizophagus irregularis DAOM 181602=DAOM 197198, 266 nucleotides long. The record is from RefSeq and is a predicted model, not a curated record. Lineage: Eukaryota; Fungi; Glomeromycota; Glomeromycetes; Glomerales; Glomeraceae.
AAGAUAAAUCCAAAAGUUUCAAAACUCACCCACAAGCAAUUUAUACUAGUAGACUUUUAAAUUUCAAAAAUCUUCCAAAACCAGUAAAUUCUUCAGAUUUAUCAUCUUUUCAAUUCAGUUCAGAUACUGCUCAAUCAACAUCAGCAAAUCCAAUUUCAGAAUGCUUAGAUGUUCAAUUAAGUGAAUUAGAGUUAAAUGAAAUUUGUCAAGAUGGUGAAGAUAAUAUUGAAUGAAGUUUCUUUUUAUGUGAAAGUUAAAGUUAAAUA